GCAGAGUCAGAAAGGAAAAGGAACCCUGGAGUGACUGUGGGUUAACAGGAAAACUGAAUUUGUUCUUUACUGCAAUUGAAAGCACUGGAAAAUGUGCAAAGGAUUAGCCGCUUUACCCCAAACCUGCCUCGAAAGGGCUAAGGAGAUCAAGUCGAAAUUAGGAGUCUUACUGCAGAAGCCGGAAAAUGCCAUCGACCUCAUCAUCCCCUACCCUGAGAAGACUGAAAAGAAACCGGAGAAGCUCCAGAAGCCUGCUCCUGAAGAGGCUUCUCAAUGGCGCGAGAGUCUGGACCGGGUCCUGAACAACAGCUAUGGUCUGUCUGCCUUCCGUAGCUUCCUGCAGUCUGAGUUCAGUGAUGAGAACAUCGAGUUCUGGAUGGCCUGUGAGGAUUUCAAGAAGACCAAGAACCCAGCGAAGAUGGCUGCCAAGGCAAAGAAGAUCUACGAAGACUUUAUCCAGUCUGAGGGACCCAGAGAGGUCAAUAUUGACCACUUCACCAAGGAUGUGACCCUGAGGAACUUGGUGGAGCUUUCCCCUUCAACCUUUGACCUGGCCCAGAAGAGGAUCUAUGCCCUCAUGGAGAAAGACUCCUUUGGCCGUUUCCUCCGGUCUGAGCAGUACCAGGAGCUCCUGGUCAACUAAAUUGAGUAGCUAGGGCAGGGGUGGGUAGGUGGGGAGAUUUUAAACAGUAGCUAGAUGGUUUGAAAAAAAGAAAACUAAUGAAGAAUUUCGAUUAAAUAUUUAUAAUAAACUACUGUGUGUGUGUGUGUGCAAACUAUAAUCUGGAAGACUUUUGUUUUCCAAAAUCCAAAUUGUGAAUGUCAUAGAUAUUACAUUUCAAAAUUACAUUUUGAAUUCAGCUAAAGUGAAAAAAAUGCCUUUUGAAAUAGCCCCACCUUUCCACCCACCCACCCCCGCACACACACGCACGUUCCUAAAUUUGGACUCUUAAACUUGAUGGUUUCCUAGCAUGACCUCAAAUGUAAAUCAAAAUUUCCUUUGAAAAAAGUACAGGGAUGCACCAACACACACCAAUAUACACACUAAAUCUAUAUCAAAACAUGUAAAAGUAAUCUCUAUAGAAACCAGACAAAUCUUUAACUAGGUCAGAAAGUUAGUUCUUCAGUUUGGGAUUUGAAAAUCAUUCUUUUGAAAAAAUCCCUUAUAAACAUAACCUAACAUAUACUUACUACUUGCAUCACAGUGUUGGAACUUUGUCAGACAGAUUUAUCAUUAUGUGUAAGCUGGGCCCCAUUGUUUACCAUGCACUUUUGACACAUGGUGGUAGCAUGAAAAAGUAAAAGAGAUGGAGGAAGAAGAUGAGAAGUUUAUUGUCUCUGACCUGCUCCAUUUGGUCUGAAAAACUAAGGCAUUCCAAAUCUAUAAAGCUGAGUAACUGGAGAAAAAUGAGUAUUCCCCUACUGUAGUUGUACAAAGAAGUUGCUGGAGGUUGCUAACAGUCAUUAUUAAAUCGAUUGCUAAGGCCUAGUCACUAAAAUCUAACCACACGCAUUGGUAUUGCUUUCCGUUGCUAAAUGACAUUAGUUGCAAAGAGCUAUAAAUUGCUGCACCAAUAACCUCCUUCCAUAUCUUUGGUCAAUAGUAUAUUGCUGCGGUUCCAACAUGAAUACAUGCAUGGCGCCGACUUGGCCUCAAACACUCACCAAUUACUCAUUAUGCAGUUGUGAAACUCUGAACAGUGUGACCCAUACCGGAAACAUAGACUGUUUGCCUUGAAAGCAAAAGUGACAAGACACAGCUUUUACUUUGAAAUGGAGUAGUGCCUGUUUCAAGUUUCCCUACCGCUCAGUGGUUACAUAGUGAGUGUUUUCAAAAGAAAGAAAAACUGUAAACCAAGUCACAAGUUUAAGAUAAGACGAUGAAAAACAUUUUGCAGUUUUGCUUUUAUUAAAAAACCUCAAGAUUCACCUUAAAUGUACAACAAUGUUAAAUCAUUUUAGAAGACAUUAAAGUUUUAUCCAGAAAGAUGUGACUAUGAUAUGUGAAGUGUUUUGUGAUUUCCCCCCCUUAAGACCUUAUUGCAUGGAAAGUAGAGCAAAUGACUUUUUAAAAGGUAAAACAAAGGGAAAUUAAAGUGGAACGGCAGUAAAACAGUUGGUUGUUUUGAAUCAGUUGAUUGCCUGAAUAAUUUGUAGCAUGGACCAAAUACUUUGUCUUUUUAAUAAAAGAAUAUCUCACAUAGUGGAGUACUAUCAAUGCAUGACUAAUAUUUAUCACAUAACCUAUUUUCUAUUUUGGUUCUGGUCUGUUAUCUCACCCUCACAUAGAUAUAAAAAUGUGGAUUUUCACUACACCCAACCUUUUGGUUGUAAUGUAUCCUGUGUGAGCCAUCCUUGAGGACAGUGCUGGCUAGUUGGCUAAGUGGUGGAGCUCCUUGUCUACCACUUAAGUGCAAGUUGCUAAGAUGGGAAAAUCAAGUAGGAGGGAAUCUCAUAAAUAGAAGUAAACAGAACAGUGGUUUCAUACAAAGAAAGAUCUUUUUCCCAUGUCACAACACCAAAGCUGUACUGUAUGUAUGCAAGCCAAGUCAAUAAAAAGGUCCAGAUCUGCUUUUAGUGUAAAUUUACUUUUGAAAAACAUGGGAAACUGAUCUUGCAUGUUUUCAGCACUAGACAAUCCCUCAAGUGGCUAAUGAGAAUGAUCUUAUGAUAAAGAAUGGAGCACACAGUUAAAUCCUAAAAUCAAAGUGUAAUGUUAGCAACAUUUAUAGCAGCAUUACAAAUUCAAAAAUAUAUGCAAUAUCAGUUGAUAAAGCCAACCUUAUAUGUACUUUCCUGUUUCAGACUACAUUUUAUACUUUCAAUCACAAGUUAUUUGUCACUCUUCUAUCCUUAAGAGUAUUCACCAACUUACACAAGACUAUGCUACAAUGAGAUGUAAUGUUGGAUUUGGUGUUGGUGUGUAAUGUUGAAGUGUCCUUGAUAUAUGCAUUUAGUUAAAUGUAGCAAUCGUUGAGUGUGAUGAUAUUUACUCUUGAUUUAUGUAAUAACCAACAGAAAUAUAAUUAUAUAAUCAGCAUUUAUAAGUCCUUAUUGUUCCCAAAAAUUCAAAUAUAUCACAAAAGAAAAAAGAAAAACUAAAAAUUGUGCCGAUCUGGACAUCAGGCGUGAUAUAUUUUCUACUUUUUCAGCUUAUCUGAAUUUCUAAAUGUGUUAUUAUGAAAUGCAUCGGACCACCAAAUUGACAAAGAUUCCUUUCAGGUUUAAAGAGAAAUGACAAGGAUUCAUGAUGGCACAGAUUAGCCAGUCUGGUGUCAUAACCUGAAGAGUGAGAAGUCAUCAAUCAGCAUCAUAGAAAAAAAUUAAACAAAAUUAAAAUCAAUAAGGGCUUUAAUGGUGCUGACAAUGCAUUAUUGGAUGUAGCUUGCAUGUACGUUUUGGAGUCAAUCACAUAAAAAUAUAUAUGCACACAAUU
Maylandia zebra (zebra mbuna) is the source of this 3436-nucleotide messenger RNA. RefSeq names its product regulator of G protein signaling 5a (gene rgs5a). The record is from RefSeq and is a predicted model, not a curated record. NCBI's taxonomy places the organism in Eukaryota, Metazoa, Chordata, Actinopteri, Cichliformes, Cichlidae.